AUGGCAGCUGCGCCUUGGAACAUGGCUCGCCGAGCUGCCAUACGGCAAUCGCGUCACAGCUUUCUUGGCAUACUUUCACCUCAAAUAUCAUCUAUGCGUACUAUGGCAAGCGCUAGGCCGAAUAUGACGGUGGAACAAGUGAAUGAGGCUUUGUCUCUCUUAAGGUCUCAGCCUAACCAUUACGUGGUGGCGUCCAUUUCAGGCCGCACAUUCGUGUUAAGUAAUUCCGAUCUGAUCACGCUUCCGCGUAUUCGUGAUGUCAAGUUGGGCGAUGUACUAGAACUUGAUUUGGUGCACGAAGUGGGAAGUCGCGACUACACAUUACGUGCUCAAGAUCCGGCGCAUGGUGCAAGAAACCCCGAGGGCGGUCGAUUCCCGCUGGCACUUGUACGGAACAAUGAGCAAAAUACGCACAGCGUGCGCGUGGCGACCGAGAACCUGUACAAGAUGGCAGACCCUGCAUCUAUUGUGCCUUUCUCCCAGUCUUGGGCCGCCAAGCUGAUUCCAUCGGGUCUCGCACAUGUAGGCGCAGCACUUUCCCGCGACAUUGUUCGGGUGCAAUGCGUCGUUGUCGAACAUACCAAGGGUCCCAUGGAACGCAUUGAAAAGUUUAAGCGCCGCAAAGGUUAUGACAAGGUGAUCACGCACAAGCAGCCGUAUACCCGCGUCCGUGUCGAUAGUAUCACGCUAGGGACGCCUCAAUAG
Malassezia restricta is the source of this 705-nucleotide messenger RNA. Its product is annotated as ribosomal prokaryotic L21 protein. Gene Ontology annotation, molecular function: structural constituent of ribosome. Gene Ontology annotation, cellular component: ribosome; mitochondrial large ribosomal subunit. The transcript has a single exon. Bases 1 to 705 code for a protein of 234 amino acids. NCBI's taxonomy places the organism in Eukaryota, Fungi, Basidiomycota, Malasseziomycetes, Malasseziales, Malasseziaceae. The record is from RefSeq and is a predicted model, not a curated record.